UUCGUAUCUGGCUCACACAAACCAAACCCAAUUUUAAUUUUAUAUAUAUUUCCCAACUGGUUCGCACUUGGCCCUUUUCGCGUCGACCCCAACUGCAAAAAAUCACAAUAACCCCAACACUACAAAUAUAUAUAUAUAUAUGUAAAUCAUGGAUUACCUCGAAAUAUCUGAUCAUCGAUUUAUAACUGUCAAUGCAUUCCAAAUAGCUAAUUAUACUUACAGAAAUAUAUAUAUAUAAAACAAUUAAUGUCUUCUUCUAGUUCUUACCGUGGCGUAAGGCGGCGGAAGAGCAGCGGGAAAUGGGUGUCGGAAAUUCGGGAACCUCGUACUCCGAACAGGAUAUGGCUCGGGACAUUUCCCACAGCAGAAAUGGCGGCGAUCGCCCACGACGUGGCGGCGCUAGCCCUUAAGGGGAAAGAAGCCGACCUCAACUUCCCGGAUUCAGCUUCUUCUUUGCCUGUGCCGGCUUCCACUUCCCCGCGCGACAUUCAGACCGCGGCCGCCGGUGCUGCCGCGGCGGCGGGAGCAGCGAUGAACGCCAACAUUAUUGGGGGAGGGGAUUUUAAGACAUCGUCUGGAAUUCCCAUUUCGGAGGCGCCUCAAACUAGUGAGUUUAUUGACGAGGAUUUGAUCUUCGAUUUGCCUAAUGUUCUGGCUAAUAUGGCGGAGGGUAUGAUGAUCAGCCCACCUAGGAUUGAAUUUGGCGACGACAAUUAUGAUGUUAAUGAUCAUGGUACUAGUAAUGAUAUCUGGCUUUGA
Andrographis paniculata is the source of this 759-nucleotide messenger RNA. RefSeq names its product ethylene-responsive transcription factor ERF024-like. Bases 247 to 759 code for a protein of 170 amino acids. The transcript has a single exon. NCBI's taxonomy places the organism in Eukaryota, Viridiplantae, Streptophyta, Magnoliopsida, Lamiales, Acanthaceae. The record is from RefSeq and is a predicted model, not a curated record. Gene Ontology annotation, molecular function: DNA-binding transcription factor activity; DNA binding. Gene Ontology annotation, biological process: regulation of DNA-templated transcription.